AUGGACAGAGAACAAGAAGACAUGCAAUUCCUAGGCCUCUUCGGCAUCUACCUGGAGUCCUUCAAGAUCAUCUUCAACUUCAGAAGAACCUUCAGCAAGAUAACCCUGGCCCUGAUCCUCCCUCUCUCCCUCAUCUUCCUCGCCCACAUCGAGGUAUCCGAGUUCAUCCUCUCCAAGAUCAUCCGCACGGAGCACUAUAGAUACCGAGUCCGAGAGGGUACUUACCGGUACGCCAAGCUCUCCGACCGCCUGUCCUCCGAGCGGGCCGCGUUCUGGCUCGUCAACUUCGCCUACUUCACCUUCUUCCUCGUCUUCUCUCUCCUCUCCACCUCCGCGGUGGUCUACACCGUGGCCAGUAUCUACACUGGCCGCGACGUGACCUUCAGAAAAGUGAUGAGCGUCGUUCCCAAGGUUUGGAAACGGCUCAUGGUGACUUUCUUGUGCGCUUUUCUAGCGUUCUUCCUCUACAACGUGGUUGCUGGGCUAACCAUAAUUGUGCUGCUAUUCAUAAUUAUUUUGAGCUUCCCAACUGAGUAUACUGACAAAAUUGUUCUAUUUUUUUCUUUUGUCAUCAUGAUCUUGUACGCCGUGGGGUUCGUGUACAUGACCUUGGUCUGGCAACUGGCCAGCGUCGUAUCAGUGUUGGAAGACAUCAAAGGGUUCAAGGCCAUGAUCAAGAGCAGAAACUUGAUCAAGGGCAAGAUGUGGAUAGCCAUGGUCAUCUUUUUCAAGCUGAAUCUCGCCAUGAUGGGGAUACAGAUACUUUUCAAGAGCGUCGUUGCGGAGAGAGGAACGUUCGGCAUCGCGGGCAGGUUGGGGUUCGGAUUCCUGUGCGUAUUGAUGCUCUUCAAGGUGUUCUUGUUCGGGCUCGUUAUCCAGACGGUGAUCUACUUCGUGUGCAAAUCGUACCACCAUGAGAACAUCGACAAGUCGUCGCUGUCGGAUCAUCUCGAGGUUUAUCUAGGCGAGUAUGUUCCUCUUAAGGCCAAGGAUGUUCAGCUUGAACAAUUCGAAGUGUGA
Molecule: messenger RNA, 1020 nt
Organism: Rhododendron vialii
Lineage: Eukaryota; Viridiplantae; Streptophyta; Magnoliopsida; Ericales; Ericaceae
Exons: 1
Coding region: 1-1020 (339 amino acids)
Source: RefSeq, a predicted model, not a curated record